Messenger RNA from Scheffersomyces coipomensis, 1081 nucleotides. RefSeq names its product ubiquinone biosynthesis protein. Gene Ontology annotation, molecular function: lipid binding. Gene Ontology annotation, biological process: ubiquinone biosynthetic process. The coding region runs from base 244 to 996 and encodes 250 amino acids. Gene Ontology annotation, cellular component: mitochondrial inner membrane. The record is from RefSeq and is a predicted model, not a curated record. The transcript has a single exon. Lineage: Eukaryota; Fungi; Ascomycota; Pichiomycetes; Serinales; Debaryomycetaceae.
UUCAAAACGACUUAUACUUACCAACAUGAUAGUUGUAGUUUGAUAAUGAAAGGAUUUGAUAAAGUUAUACGAUCAAAUUAUCAGUUGCCACUUCUUUCAAGAAAAAUCUGAAAAUGUUUGCAAUUUAAUUUUUCUUUCCUUUACGAGCAUGAAGUAAGAAAAAAAAAAAGAUAUAUAUAGAGAUAUAAAAAAAUCGUAUCAUAAGUGUAUAAUCCUCUAGUUUCUUCUGAUAAUCAUAGAAAGAUGUUAAGAACACCAGUUAGAAGAUUGGCUGUCAGAAAGCCAAUCUCAUUGUUAUCUACCAUAAGGAGUUAUCAUUCCAGAGAUCAUAAAAUAGCAGGUGAUGAACCAUUAGAAUCGCAGAUUUUAACUAAAUCAUUAGAGUAUGUUCCAACUUAUGGAUUCAAUAGUAAUUGUAUAACCAGAACCAUUAGAGAUUUGAAUUAUCCUGAUAGUUUACAAGCUAUUAUCAGUAAGGAUGGAAGUUCACCUGAAUUCAAAUUGAUGUUACAAUGGUUAAUUGAACAACGUAAGAAUUUAGAACGUGAGAUUAAACAACCUGAAAGUGAAUUCCAUAAUAUUGCUGAUGAAUAUGAUAGAGUUAGUUACUUAAUCAAAAAGAGAUUAGAGUUGAAUGAACCGGUGAUUAAACAUUUAACCUUUGGUAUUUCUCAAUUGGUGAUUCCUUAUUAUUUAAGUCAAUCAAUGGAAGAAUUACAUAAUUUAAGUGAUGAUAUUGCUUUCUUUGCAGGUGAUGGUUCUAAUGAUUUUGCGUGGUAUUCUAAAAGAAUGGGUAUUUCAUCAAUCUAUGUUAGUUCUGAAUUAUAUCAAUUGACUGAUACUAGUAAAGACUUUAAAAAUACCAAGAAAUUCGUUGAUGAUAAAGUUCAAAAAUUAAACAAUUUAGGUAAUGCUUAUAAUUCAGCUGAACAAUGGGGGAUGUUUAAUGCUAUAAGUUUAGUUAACUUGAUUAGAUCCCAAUUAGUUAGAGGUUAGAUCCUACAUGAAAUGAUAAAAGAUAAGUACCCGAAUUAUGAUUAGUAUAUAUUUUUGAAUGAAUAUAGAAUUAUUUAGACACACA